Amorphotheca resinae ATCC 22711 is the source of this 2060-nucleotide messenger RNA. RefSeq lists its product as hypothetical. The record is from RefSeq and is a predicted model, not a curated record. The coding region runs from base 1 to 1941 and encodes 646 amino acids. NCBI's taxonomy places the organism in Eukaryota, Fungi, Ascomycota, Leotiomycetes, Helotiales, Amorphothecaceae. The transcript has 4 exons.
AUGUUCGUCUUCUCUUGGUGCUCGCGGCGCGUGGGGGGUCUGUCAGUUUUGUUUCUUGUUUUUGUAUGCGCUUUGGUCUUAUCAGAUGAAGCCAUACAUAGAAGGAGUAGGGCAGAUGUAUCGAAAGAGGCAAAGUUUCAUCUGUUUUCAGAUAUUGGAGGAAAGUUCUCCCUUGGAGAUUCUCUAACUUUGCUCUUCGCAUACUACUCACUGUUCAUCCAUGUGUUGGUCACAGCUUUCCCCUUCAGAGCAUGUUUUGCUAUCUGGGAUAUCACACGCAGCUUGCGGAGAAUCAGUCGUAUCAAGAAGAGGAAUACUUCAAAGUAUUACCAGAAAGUCUCGUCAAACUCCCUCUCAUCCACCGAAACUCUCGUGGCCUCUCUGACCUCCCUUUCUGGUUCUAGCGGCGCCGAAGACAUCGACCUUGGAUACAACGCCGACAUCGAGCUUGAACUGCCAAAGAUCAUUCACACGAUCUUACUUCCCAACUAUAAAGAGGAUAUUGAUGUUUUGAGAGAAACUUUAAAUGUCCUGGCUUGUCAUCCACAAGCCCGUUCUCAAUACGAGGUUAUCUUAGCAAUGGAGGCGCGUGAAUUGGACUGUGCUUCUAAGGCUACAAAUCUCAUUGUGGAGUUUAAGAAGGCUUUCAGAGACGUUGACUUUACUGUCCACCCGGACGAUAUUGAGAACGAAGCACCUGGGAAGAGUAGUAAUAUUUCAUGGGCUGCUCGGAAAGCCAGUGAAAAGUAUUCUUCCAAAAUUAGGGAUUGUGUUAUUGUUACUGUUAUCGAUGCUGACAGCCAUCUCUCCUCAAACUAUUUCUCCCAGCUUACGGACCUACAUUGCGCGCAUACCGAGACAGCCCCUACUACACUCUACUCCGCUCCUAUCAUAUUUGACAGAAAUGCCCAUCUCGUCCCAACACUCGUGCGAGUAGCUGACGUUCUCUGGGCCGCGGCUGGGAUUUCCGGGUUAUAUUGCAGCUCCACUAUCGGCCCCCCAACGUCCGUGUAUUCCCUUCCUCUCGGACUCGCAGAUAAGGUUGGAGGCUGGGACACGGGAAGUGAGGCAAUCGGAGAAGAUCUGCACAUGUACCUGAAGUGCUUCCUCAUACUGAGGGGAAACCUGACGACGAGAACUAUCUUGGCGCCUGUCAGCCAGACCAAUGUGUCAAGUGGCCUCAAGGGCCAUAGAGGACUCAUCCUAGAUUUCGGGGCCCGGUACAAACAAGCUCUUCGACACAUGUGGGGUGCUUUGGACAGCGGAUUUGCACUACGGCAAUUAGCUUCUGUGUGGAGGGAGAGAAAGACAACUGGGCGGACUUUCAAGCCUCUUCAUGCGAGCCGCAAUGACAGUUCCUACAUCCCCGAAGAAGAUUUAGAAAACCUUCUUGCGCACCAGCCAUCGCCGAAUGGGGCGUUCUCAGAUGUCAUGCACCACGAACUCCCAUCGCCGAACUGGGCGCGCAUCCUCUGCCUAUUCCACCGUCUCUUCGAAGCGCAUUUCCUCCCUGUCCAUAUGAUGAUUCUUGUCAUCUCAUCCUCGCUCUACGUUGUCAUCUCACCCGACGCACAAGACGACCUGAACGUGCGAUGGAUUUUCCAAACGACGGCCAUUCUACGAGUCGUCGGCUUCCUAGCUGUCGGUUUCUACAUGGCGCUGUACGAAAGCUAUCACAGCAUCUGCAUCCAUAGCCGCAAAUCAGAGAUGAAGGCCGCCGGGCUCUAUGAGAGCAUGGCUGGCGCAUUCUCACACAGAUCAUGGAGGACGAACUUCUGUGACUACGUGGCAAUACCCCUGGUAGCGCCGCUCUUUGGAAGUAUACCGGCGGUCCAGGCGCAGAUGUGCCAUUUCUGGACCCUAGACCUGGUGUAUGCAGUUAGCAGGAAGCCGCAGCCUCAAAGCCGGGUGAGAGAGAAAGAAGGGGGGGCCAUCGCUUAGGAAUUCAGGGGUAAAUUAUUUCAUAUCUCGCGGUUUUUUUGGUUAUAUAAGCAGUCAUAGGGGGAAAUCAACAUAUGAACUUACAGAUAAUCAAUUAAAGCAGGAUUUUAUAUGGCCGC